AUGGCAUCCACCACGCGAUCCAGUUCACUGCUCUCCUUGCUCUAUCUGGCCCUGCUGACAUUUGUGGGCAGUGCUGUGCUCCUGGCCGAGAUGCACCAACACAGCUUGCUGAGCCACAACGUCCACGCUUUCCUGGCGGUGCUCAUGAUCUCUUCCUGCACCUGGAUGCUCUGGUUUGGCUGGCGCUCUGCCAGCAACAAGCAGUUGAAAAGGCACCAGGAUCACCAGGCGGGAGCAAGCUGGCUCAAAGGUGGUCUGUCUCUCUUUGCACUGGCCACGUUGGUUCUGGACUGCCUCUCCUUGGGCUAUUACUAUGAACUGCAGCACUGCGCCUCCAUGCUAAUCACCACCUUCCCUGUUGUGCAAGCCAUUUUCACCAUCAUUCAGGUUUCAUUGCUGCUGUUUAAUGCUAAGGUUUGCAUCCAGGAACACCAGCAUCUAAAUAGGUUUGGGCUGAUGCACACACUGGCCACCAAUGUGCUCCUGUGGAUGAGUGUGGUGCUGGAUGAGUCCAUGAAGCAGCUAGAAGAAUUCUAUGAUGCUCAGAAGGGAGAGAGCUCCAAGGUUCCCCAUGAUGGCUCCUACACCAACAGCUGUGUCUGCACCACCAGCCUUUGCCACAUCUUUUCAGAAGGUGCCGCUUACCUGCACCCAUUCAAUAUUGAGUUCAGCCUCUUCUCUUCUACGAUGCUGUACAUCAUCUGGAAGAACACUGGACGGGAAGCUCAUCACCAGAAGCCCCAGCUCACUCACAGGCCACACUUUCACCUCAGUGGGGCAUUUGUUGGACUGGUGCUAGGGGCCUUGGCCAUUUCAGCAACCUUUGGAGUGAUGAUCUCUUUUGGAGUGCUUGCCAAGUCUCCUGAAACUAUUCCUGAAGCCCUUCGGACAUACUACAUCUUCAACUCUGUGUUGUUAUCUGCCAUGUUCUUAGCCACUUUGAUUGGCAUCGCCACCUACAGGGUGAAGAAAAAAGCUGCAGCUCUCUCUUCUGACAAGAGCGUGGUAAGAAACUUAGAUGUCACCUUGCUUCUGGGCAGUUCCUGUGGUCCGCUCAUGGUAUCCAUCUUCUCUUUGGUUGCCAUCUUUUUUCUUCAUGCCAAUGGCAGCCUCCAUCUUCUGGACUUUUGCUUCUCCCUGUGCAAGACCAUCCAGAUACUUGGGCAGAAUCUGUUCAUUACUGAAGCUUUGUACUCUAGCCUCUCUCAGGAGCCAGAUGUCCAAGACAAUACUGAUAAUAUUGCUGGUACCAGCUGGGUUUUUUCCAUUUCCAGAAGUCCCUUGGAGCAGGACAGCAAUGGACCUUUUUCCAAAACCCACAGACUGACCAACAUCAUGGCCAGUUUGGAGAAUCAGCCACCCACACACUUGACAGACUAUGGCGGUGAUCCUUCCCUUAUCCAGAUUUCUCAUACCCAGGAGGAACCUAAAAGACCAAGCAUCAGAAGAAAGAUCCUACAGAACAUCUCCAUCCUUCUUAUCUUCUACAACAUCUCGGUGUGGAUUCUGUAUGCCUAUGGGACCCGCCCACACCUGGUGAGCCAGAUCGAACAGUCUUUCUAUGGCUUCACACUCUGGGCCAUUGUGGUCAAGAUCUCCCUGCCGCUGGGCAUCUUUUACCGUAUGCACUCAGUGGCCAGCCUUUUCGAAGUCUACUGCAGGACCUGCUAA
Elgaria multicarinata webbii is the source of this 1671-nucleotide messenger RNA. RefSeq names its product proton channel OTOP1-like. The record is from RefSeq and is a predicted model, not a curated record. Lineage: Eukaryota; Metazoa; Chordata; Lepidosauria; Squamata; Anguidae. Gene Ontology annotation, biological process: proton transmembrane transport. The coding region runs from base 1 to 1671 and encodes 556 amino acids. Gene Ontology annotation, molecular function: proton channel activity. The transcript is spliced from 6 exons. Gene Ontology annotation, cellular component: membrane.